Messenger RNA from Cladocopium goreaui, 897 nucleotides. The record is from the annotation of a GenBank genome assembly. Lineage: Eukaryota; Dinophyceae; Suessiales; Symbiodiniaceae.
AUGUCGGCAUCCAUCGAUGUAGAUUCGGACCGUGACGAAGCUGACAAGGAAGAGUGCCCAGGCUGGGAGAAUGGUGCAGCGGGGCGGCUUGAACCCUGUGGAGGUUCCCCGCAGAAGCGCUUGAGGAUUGCUCCUGCAGUUGUUGCUGCUCCUGCAGCUGUGGUCUGCACAUCCGUGGAGGCGGUGUACAUGGUACCGGCGGGUCGAGAGCGUGCAGUAGUGACGUUGACAGCUGCAGUGAUAGAUCUCGGGUUUUUCAAGACUUUGAAUGGGUCCAAAAAAGGGAAUGUGCGACAUGUGAUUCCAAUGGUUUUGGCUUCGUCUGGAAUGGCCAUUGCUACGUCUUUGUGGAGCCCAGUGGCAGAGAAAUGUGCCGAGUCCCUGCAGAAAGCAAUGGAGCAAGCAGACUUCCCAUAUGUGGAGGUCAGCCACCUGGAGCGUGUCGAGGUGCCAUCAACUUGUGGCACGGUCUUCAAACUGCAGAGCACGAAGGCCACUACUCUGAAGAUCCUGUACCAUGGUCCCCUUGUCAUGAAACCAAUGCGUGAUUUGAUGACCGUAGCCUUCAAAGAUCUGAGUGAAGAGGGAUUGACGGCCAACAUAUUGGGAGUGGUACGAUCAGCAGGUGAAUUGCGUACCACUCGGAAUGGCAUUGGGAUGCGUUCCUAUGAGCUGCAAGAUGAAGCGGGCGUUGUGCUUCCGGUGACCGUCCAUGGCUCGCAAGCAGACGAUCUCUAUGCUCGAAAUACGUUGCUCGCCAUCUUCUCUGUGGUCACCCAGGCUAGCCUGACUCCAGGGGAGGGCGGAUCUGCAUGGGUCUAUGAUGACCAUAUCAUUGUGAAAUGUGGAUCAGUGAUGCGUCUCGCAGAUAUGACAUCUCGGGUUGACAUAAUGUGA